AUGGCGCCAGCCCAGACCCAAGACACACCAGAGGAUACUCAAAAGAGUUCUGAUCUCUUGGAGCGUUCCAAGGGUGAAUCAGUACUCACAGAUAAAGACCGAAAGGCCCUCGUCUUCACAGACAAGCACAGUUCUCCAGAUGUCUACGUUAACGCCAGCAAAGACACUCUGUGGCAUCCAUGGACAGGAACGCUAGAGCUCAAGCCUCUUCGGUUUGAAACGAGAUCUGGUAGUUUCGUCAUUGGACUGAGAACGCCUGUCGAUUGCUGGCUCGGAAAACACAGGCAUCGAGGCACAGUCACAGCUGUUACACUUUCUGGAAAUUGGAGAUACAAGGAGUACGACUGGGUCGCUGGACCUGGGGACUAUGUUGUUGAAAACCCAGGCACUAUUCAUACGCUGUUUAUGGGUGCUGGCGCCGAGGUGGUGUUUACUAUUACCGGAAGCCUCGAGUUCUUUAAUGAUGAUGAUAGCUUGAGGGAGACAAUGGACAUCUUUAGUUUCGCGGAGCUCUAUUAUGACCAUUGCAAAGAGAAAGGUGUCGAGCCAAACGAGAAACUAUGGUACUGA
Molecule: messenger RNA, 570 nt
Organism: Fusarium musae
Lineage: Eukaryota; Fungi; Ascomycota; Sordariomycetes; Hypocreales; Nectriaceae
Exons: 2
Coding region: 1-570 (189 amino acids)
Source: RefSeq, a predicted model, not a curated record